This is a messenger RNA of Mycotypha africana, 816 nucleotides long. Its product is annotated as legume-like lectin family-domain-containing protein. Gene Ontology annotation, molecular function: D-mannose binding. NCBI's taxonomy places the organism in Eukaryota, Fungi, Mucoromycota, Mucoromycetes, Mucorales, Mycotyphaceae. The record is from RefSeq and is a predicted model, not a curated record. Gene Ontology annotation, biological process: endoplasmic reticulum to Golgi vesicle-mediated transport; Golgi organization; endoplasmic reticulum organization. Gene Ontology annotation, cellular component: endoplasmic reticulum membrane; COPII-coated ER to Golgi transport vesicle; Golgi membrane. The coding region runs from base 1 to 816 and encodes 271 amino acids. The transcript is spliced from 6 exons.
AUGCCCUAUAUUGAUGACGACCUUCAAAACAGAUGGUUUGAUUUUGGUGGAGAUGCUAUUAUUAAUACCAACCAACAUAUUCGUCUUACUCAAAUGAGGCAAUCAGAACUCGGCUACUUGUGGUCACGUCUGCCGUUGAUGGGUGAGAAUUUUGAAGUUGAAUUCGAAUUCAAGGUAAGCGGCAGCUCCGGGCAUCUCUACGGUGAUGGUUUCGCUAUGUGGCUCACAAAACAAAGGAUGACAGAAGGACCAGUCUUUGGCUCAGUAGAUAACUUUGAAGGUCUUGGUGUCUUCUUUGAUACUUACGAUAAUGAGAGAGCACAUCGUCACACUUUCCCUUAUGUAAUGGCUAUGCUCGGGGAUGGACAUACUUCAUACAAUAAUGAUCUGGACGGUAGAGAGACAGAACUCGCUGGUUGUGAGGCUGACUUCAGAAUGAAGAGUUUUCCUACCAAGGCCAAAUUAACUUACCACAAGGGCAACUUCCUUCAAUUAGAAUUACAAUGGCGUCAAGAAGAUGAAUGGGAAGUUUGUUUCAAGAAGCAUGAUGUGAACUUGCCGCGUCAAAUCUAUCUCGGUUUCAGCGCCCAUACUGGUGAAGUAACUGACAAACAUGAUAUUAUUUCUGUUACUACUCGAUCUAUUCGCCCUGCAAUCAAGGAAGCAGCACCUCCACCCCCUAAAGUCAAGAAGCCUUCCAAGCCUGUCAGUGUUUUCUCCGUUUUCCUUAAAAUGAUAUUAGCAGGUGGUAUUGUUGGUGUUCUUUUCAUCGGUUAUCGCUAUUUGGAUCAAAAAAAUAGAAUGAAGCAUUUCUAA